Molecule: messenger RNA, 1323 nt
Organism: Capronia coronata CBS 617.96
Lineage: Eukaryota; Fungi; Ascomycota; Eurotiomycetes; Chaetothyriales; Herpotrichiellaceae
Product: mannose-1-phosphate guanylyltransferase
Exons: 3
Coding region: 1-1323 (440 amino acids)
Biological process (GO): biosynthetic process
Cellular component (GO): cytoplasm
Molecular function (GO): transferase activity
Source: RefSeq, a predicted model, not a curated record
AUGCUGAAGGUUCCGAUGCGUGGAAAGCCCACUGGUGCCCAGGGGGUUACCAAGGCUGUUAUCUUGGUUGGAGGCCCGUCGCGUGGCACUCGAUUCAGACCGCUAAGUCUCGAUGUCCCCAAGCCUCUCUUCGAUGUGGCCGGUCACCCUAUCAUCUGGCACUGCCUGCAAGCCGUGUCCAAAGUCCCAGACAUCAAAGAGGUCAUCCUAAUCGGCUACUAUGACGAGAGUGUCUUCCGUGACUUUAUCAAAGACUCGUCCAAAGAGUUCCCCCAGAUCAAGAUUCAGUAUCUGCGAGAGUAUCAGGCCCUCGGCACUGCCGGCGGUCUUUAUCACUUCCGGGAUGCCAUUCUCAAGGGAAAGCCUGACCGAUUCUUCGUGUUGAACUCGGACGUCUGCUGCUCUUUCCCGCUCGAGGCCAUGCUCAAGCUCUUCGAGGAGAAGGACGCCGACGCCGUCAUCUUGGGCACCCGAGUCAGCAACGAGGCGGCCACCAACUUCGGCUGCAUCGUGUCGGAUUCGCACUCGAAACGUGUUCUGCACUACGUCGAGAAGCCCGAAGGCCACAUUUCCAAUUUGAUCAACUGCGGCGUCUACCUCUUUGCCACCGAAUGCAUCUUCCCAUCCAUCAAGAGCGCCAUCAAACGCAAGACCGAGCGCCCGCGAGUGAUUUCGUAUCCUUCGUCAGAGAAUAUCGAGACUUCCUUCGUGGCCGACCUGGAGGAGGACGGAGAGAAGAAAGAAGUGCUGCGUCUCGAACAAGACAUCUUGUCCGAUCUCGCCGACAGCAACCGCUUCUACGUGCACGAGACCAAGGACUUCUGGCGCCAAAUCAAGACCGCAGGUUCGGCUGUCCCGGCCAACGCACUGUACUUGCAAAAGGCCUUCCAGUCUCAAUCGGAGGAGAUCGCCAAACCGUCCGCCACCAUCCUCCCCCCAGUCUUCAUCCACCCUACCGCCACCGUCGACCCUACCGCCAAGCUGGGCCCGAAUGUCUCCAUUGGACCCAAAGCCAUCAUUGGUCCGGGUGUUCGUGUCAAGGACGCCAUUGUCCUAGAGGAGGCGGAGAUCAAGCAUGACGCCUGUGUCCUCUAUGCUAUCAUCGGUUGGAACAGUCGCGUUGGAGCUUGGGCCAGAGUCGAGGGGACGCCCACUCCCGUCAGUAGCCAUACCACCAGCAUCAUCAAGAACGGUGUCAAGGUUCAGAGCAUCACCAUUCUCGGCAAGGAAUGUGCUGUGGGCGACGAGGUGAGGGUCCAGAACUGUAUCUGCCUGCCGUACAAGGAAUUGAAGCGUGACGUUUCCAACGAGGUCAUUAUGUGA